AUGGCGCUCUUCUGUAGCCUGGUGAUCCUUCUAAUGACCAACCUCUUUUACAUGCCGGUGCAAUCUCUGAACAAUGAAGGCAUCGCGCUCUGGUCCUUGAAACGGUCCAUCCGUGAGGACCCCAGCAGGUUCCUAAAAAAUUGGAGCUUGUCCGACGAAACUCCGUGCAAGUGGAGAGGAGUCAAAUGCAUAAGAGACAGAGUCGUUUCUCUCAGCCUUUCGAAUAAGAAUCUCACUGGCUUCCUUCCUCCAAUCUUUGGAAACCUAUCGGUGCUCCGGCAUAUCUUUCUCAGGAACAACAACCUCUCGGGAAGCCUACCUGUCACGCUCUUUGAUUUGAAUGGGUUACAAAGCCUGGUGCUCUCAGGGAACUCUUUCUCCGGGAUGAUUCCUGAAGAACUUGGAAAGCUCGGUUCACUUCAGACCUUGGAUUUUUCCGGGAAUUCAUUCAACAGUUCGGUCCCGGCAUCAUUACUUUGGUGUGGGCAACUUAAAGUGCUCGAUUUGAGCCGGAAUGGGUUCUCAGGAUCCCUGCCUGAUGGGUUCGGGACUAGAUUAACUCGUCUUAAACAUCUCAAUCUUUCAUUCAACAAGUUCACUGGUUCCAUCCCCAGUGAUAUGGGGAACUUGUCGAGCUUGCAAGGGACUCUAAAUUUGUCAAAUAACUUGUUCAGUGGCCUGAUCCCAGCAAACCUAGGAAACCUCCCUGAGACUGUCUACAUUGAUUUCAGCCACAACAAUCUCAGCGGACCAAUACCGCAAAAUGGUGCUCUACUCGAUGCAGGGCCGACUGCUUUCGUCGGUAAUCCUCUGCUCUGCGGAGCGCCGCUCGAGUCGAUGUGUCCACCUGACAUUCCUAGUGGCAGAAAUGGACAGGCACCAAGAAUCAACGGGACUUUAAUUAUGAUAGUUGUGGAGCUCUGUUUUCUUUUCAUCAAUCGGAAUUAUAAUUAG
Eucalyptus grandis is the source of this 954-nucleotide messenger RNA. Its product is annotated as receptor protein kinase-like protein ZAR1. NCBI's taxonomy places the organism in Eukaryota, Viridiplantae, Streptophyta, Magnoliopsida, Myrtales, Myrtaceae. Gene Ontology annotation, molecular function: protein binding. The record is from RefSeq and is a predicted model, not a curated record. Bases 1 to 954 code for a protein of 317 amino acids. The transcript has a single exon.